CCGCGGCGGCCGUUAUAGCCAUUCCCUGAGGCCAUUCCCUGAGCGGCAGUGGGAGCCGGGCGUCCUGUGGGCUGGGUUUCCGCGGCGGCCAUGAGGCGGAGAGGCCCAGAGGAGGGGGCCUGCGGCGUGUGGCUGGACGCGGCAGCGCUGAAGAGGCGGAAAGUGCAGACACAUUUAAUGAAGCCAAACACCAAAAUGCUAACACAUUUUCCGGGAGAAAAAAAGGCUAAGAUUUCCUUUACUCAAAAAAUUCCACCUGCAGGCAUUCGGCAGACGAGCAUCGCUUCCUUCUUCGCCUUGCAGCCAGGAAGGACAAUUGGUGGUGGCCAGAGGAAUGUUUCUUCUCCUUUAGAAAGUCAGACCAACAGAGAGUCUAAGAAAGAUGUAACCAAGCUAGACCAUCUGAUCCAGGGCCUAGGGGGUGAUUGCCUCGCAACCCCGUUAGCCACUUCAACCCCUGCAGACACCCAGGAAGCUGGACUUUCUCCACAGUCCCUCCACGCUUCUGGCCCCCACAGAACGGGAACGCCAUUUUUGACUGUGCUGUCUUUGCUCCAGCCUGACCCCUUAGUCUGUGCUGGGAAGAGUAAAGCCUCUCCGUCUCGUUCCUUCACCAAGAACUUGGAAGGUUCUUGCUCGCUGGACCAAAAGGAGAAAGAGAGAGAUUCUUCCUGGAAAAGGGAAUCGCGUCAUGGAUCUAAGAAAAAGAGCUAUCAGGGUGUGGAGAGACACAUUAAACCACCUGGGGGCAAGCGCCAGCCUUUGGACAAGACUAAGUCAGAAAAGGUGUCUCCCAAAGAAACCAGACAGGCGCCCGUCCUCCUUCACACAUACAGGGAUUCCAGGAACGGGGAAAACACGGACUCAGUGAAACAAAGCCCUUGUCCUGUCCCUGUAUUUUCUUGGGACAGUGAAAAGAAUGACAAGGACUCUUGGAGUCAGCUUUUUACCGAGGAUUCUCAGGGCCAGCGGGUCAUUGCCCACAACUCUAGAGCUCCUUUCCGAGACGUAACCAACAACCAGAAUCGGGGCUUAGGGCAGUUUCGUGGCAGCCCCCGGGCUCAGUGCCAGGAGACGCCCACUCAGUUAAAUCUGCAGCCUGAUUUGCUCUUUACCCAGGACUCUGAGGGUAAUCAAGUUAUCAGGCACCAAGUCUAAAUGUCUUUAAGACGGUUUGGUUCUAAAAGUAUCUCAAAAUGACAUAGCUGUAGGCAAAUUUUGGGGUGGGGAGCUUGGGAGUGUGGGCGGGAAGGAGGCAAGAGAUGGAAUUAUUAUUUUCGUGGUAUAAAUAAGCAAGUGGGGCCACUUGUUGAGAUGGUAUGAUGGUGCCUUUCCCUGAGGAAGAGGUGGCUGGUAAACUUGUGCAAGUCUGUGAUGAACAGUGAGGAGGCAGCGCAGGUACUUACCAUCCACUAGAGUCCCUCCUCAGCCCGGAGCCACCUCUGUGCCUUCAGAUGCCUGAUGCAACGCGGCUUCUCAUGGAUGUGUGUUCUAAUCUGUGUUAGCUUGCCCGCUCAACCUUGGGACCGUUAUUCCAGACACCUUUCUGAGGUGAUAAGGCAAAGCUCCUCAACCCAGAUGUAUGGGGGCAGAGAGGAUAGAUUUUUAAAAAACCCACCAUCAUUCUGCUUUCUGCUUAUUUUUGUGGGGGUUUUAUAGCAUUUUAACAUCUUCUGCUGUUUAAACAUCUCCCUAAAAAGCCGGAGUUAUGUAACAAUCCAGAUGUGAUUAAACCACUCUUCUACAAGGGAUGAGAACACCCUUUGUAAAAACUGUGAAUCCAAAUAAAUGACUUUAUAAGCGGA
Molecule: messenger RNA, 1805 nt
Organism: Hyaena hyaena (striped hyena)
Lineage: Eukaryota; Metazoa; Chordata; Mammalia; Carnivora; Hyaenidae
Gene: AUNIP
Product: aurora kinase A and ninein interacting protein
Exons: 3
Coding region: 91-1158 (355 amino acids)
Biological process (GO): spindle organization
Cellular component (GO): spindle pole; centrosome
Source: RefSeq, a predicted model, not a curated record